Molecule: messenger RNA, 1116 nt
Organism: Ostertagia ostertagi
Lineage: Eukaryota; Metazoa; Nematoda; Chromadorea; Rhabditida; Trichostrongylidae
Source: the annotation of a GenBank genome assembly
AUGCAGAGGAUGUUCAAGACAACAAAAGCCAUUGCCUUACUGAAUGGAAGGAGCCUUUCAAAUCCGCAACCCCACCUCCACUGUCGAGCGCUGUUAACCCACCAACUUGGUCCUGGACUUCUGCCACUACCAUACAUGGUUGUGGAGGAGUUUCGCGUUAACCUCACCAGAGAUGAAAAAGAUCUUGUGUCCAAUCCAGAGAGAUGGUUCUGCAAGCUUCCAGGAUCAGCUGCUUCAUUCAUUGACGCACUGGAAAGCUGGAGCAAGCAUCACAUAGAAGUUAUUAAGCAGAGAGGAAGAGCUGGCAGUGCGUGGCAGCAGCCUCCAUUAUGCAUCUUCUGCUUUGACGAAGACUCAGAUACCAACGAAUUAUGUGGUCGUCUUCGUUGGUGUCCAGAAAUCCCUUUGUUUUUUGCUGUACAUGAACUUUGUGCUCUUAUGACUCCGGAAAUCCUGACUAUUGAUAAUCCGACGCCACUUGGAAAGGAGCUUUUCGAGACAGAUAUAAACCAAUUGCACCGAGCAUAUGUUCGAGGAAGGACAUUGCAAUGUUUUUGCCUUUUUGCAUAUGGGCACUAUCAUGCCCUACAGAUGCCAUGCUGUGUGUAUUUUGCUUCCCCCAUACCGUUGCAGAAGCUAUGUGAAGUGUUUUUCCACAUUUAUCAUCUGAAAUUGACUUGUGAUUUUGACGCACUUUUCUGUUUUCAGAUCUGUAGUGUCUGUAACGAAAGAGGAGCAGGUAUUGGCUGUUGCUCUUCUGCCUGCCGGCGCGUUUUUCAUCUUCCAUGUGCGAUCCGCUCCAUGUGCUUUCUGGAUUAUGAAGAGUAUAGAUCUGUAGUGUCUGUAACGAAAGAGGAGCAGGUAUUGGCUGUUGCUCUUCUGCCUGCCGGCGCGUUUUUCAUCUUCCAUGUGCGAUCCGCUCCAUGUGCUUUCUGGAUUAUGAAGAGUAUAGGAAUUAUUCUCAUUGCUGUACUCAUGCCAAAUCGCGCAUUUCAGAAAAACAAAGACGAUUUGUGCUGCCUCUGCAUGGACAAAGUUGAGCCGAACAUAAUUAUGCAUUCUGUCAUCAAGACGGAUUGCUGUGGACCACGUUUCUACCACUUCGACUGUAUGCUG